UUAGAAAUUCUUUGCAAAAAAACACCAGAGAGAAAAUCGAUACACCGCAAAAAACAAUAUGGCCGAAGGGGAAUAAUGCACAAGAGAAUAAAAACCUUUUUGAGCAGAAAAUACCAAACCCCCAAUUGUUUUCUCAAGCAGAAACCACGCUAGGGACACUAGAGAAUGUCGUGAGAUAAAUUUUCUAAAUUAAAACACACUUUUUCUCACUGUUUUUGCACAAAAGCUGCGGCGUCACUUGUCGACUAAAUUUUUUUUGCAAAACUCUACGACUUUGACAGUUGAUGACACGGAGUCGUCCAAAAAUCGUUAAAGAAUCGAUGAUGAUAGAGGCAAUCGAUUCAUCGAUAUUUCGAUGUGUGACUUUCAAAAAAAGCGGGAUUUUCACUUCAUUCUCCAUGUGAAAGUGCCAUUGAAAAGACGCGGUUUUUGCAGGUGAUUCGUGCUUUUCCACUGCAAUGGGCAAUAAAUCAUCUUUAAUUCUUCGUCCAGAGGAUAUUCAACAGAUUCAGGAAGAAACAGGAUUUACACCUAAUCAAAUAGAACGGCUGUUUUCGCGAUUCACCUCACUUGAUCGAGGAGACUGUGGCACACUCUCAAAAGAUGACUUCUUGAGGAUUCCGGAACUGGCUAUAAAUCCCCUCUGUGAUCGUAUUGUACACGCUUUCUUUAUCGACAGCAAUGAUGAUCGAGUCAACUUUAGGCAAUUUAUGAACGUUUUAGCCCGCUUCAGGCCUCCGAAGCCCAAUAAAAUCAAGCUCAACAGUCGAGAAGAUAAACUAAAAUUUGCUUUCAAGAUGUACGACCUGGAUAACGAUGAUCUAAUUUCGCGGGAGGAGCUCCUCAAUAUCUUGCAAAUGAUGGUGGGGGAAAAUAUUGACCAGGAACACCUGAUAUCGAUAGUGGAAAGGACAAUUGUAGAAGCAGAUCGCUCAGGUACUGGGAAGAUUACCUUUGAUGACUUCUGCAAUGCUUUAUCACGCACAGAUGUUGAGAGGAAACUAUCCAUAAUAUUCCUCAGUUAAAUGGACAAAGUCUUUUGCGGACUUGUACUCCACAAUCACCAAAAUUGGUCUCAUUUACCUCCUCAAUCAUAUCUUAUCACAUCAACAACAGAUUUUAAAGUCAUAAAGAUUUGAGGUGUUUUCAAGCUUAAAGUUGUUGUGCAAUAAAUACAGCUAUUUGAUAAUCUUGAAA
This is a messenger RNA of Phlebotomus papatasi, 1197 nucleotides long. RefSeq names its product calcineurin B homologous protein 1-like. Gene Ontology annotation, molecular function: calcium ion binding. The transcript is spliced from 3 exons. The record is from RefSeq and is a predicted model, not a curated record. The coding region runs from base 459 to 1025 and encodes 188 amino acids. Lineage: Eukaryota; Metazoa; Arthropoda; Insecta; Diptera; Psychodidae.